Cladophialophora immunda is the source of this 3339-nucleotide messenger RNA. RefSeq lists its product as uncharacterized. The record is from RefSeq and is a predicted model, not a curated record. NCBI's taxonomy places the organism in Eukaryota, Fungi, Ascomycota, Eurotiomycetes, Chaetothyriales, Herpotrichiellaceae. The transcript has 2 exons. The coding region runs from base 195 to 3281 and encodes 1028 amino acids.
CCCGGCUCAACUUCGGCUCAACUUCGGCUCAGCCUCACUCUGCUGUAUGCUCAGCUUGCACCACUGGUGCCACGCACGCUGCCUUGAUCUUCCACAGCCUCACUGCCGCACAGCCCAGCCGUAAAGGUCAGUCAACGAUAUCUUCAUCCUUCUGAGCUUUGUCCCUUCACAUCAACACGGCUUCACUCGAUCUCAUGGCGGAGGCAAUUGCAGCGUUGAGCCUAGCCUCUAACAUCCUCCAGGUCAUCGACUUCGGAUCCAAGUUCGUGUCGACGGCCUGGAAGAUCUACAAUGCUACUCAUCGCAAUCUCGAGAGCCUGGAUGAGAUAGCAUCUCUUAAUCUUCUGAACCACAGCCUCAGCGCUGUCCUGCAGGAUAUUCGCACACAAUCAUGUGGCACUGACUUGGCAGGUGAGAGUAAUCGAGGUAUCCUCAACCUGUCCAAGGAGUGUGCAACACUGGUUGAAAACUUGGUGACCUCGCUGAAUGAAAUUGCCCGUGGGGACCCGCAUCGAAAGCGCGCCGCCGUCGUCGCCGCAUUCAAGUUGAUGUGGAAACGAGAGGAGAUGAAUGUCCUUCAAGCAAGACUCAACGACUUCAGGUCUCAAUUGACUCUGAGCUUGCUUGUUUCCAUGCGGUACUACGCCAGCCAGUCCUUAGUCCAACAGAAUGCGAUCCUCAAAGGGCUGGAGAAGGCCCAGGAAAGCACUCCAGUCGGGACGAGUGGUGGCAUCAACAGUCGCAUCAACACGUCGGAUCCAUUCGGCACCUCUGUCUUGAACUACGUCACCUUCAAGCUCAAUCAAAAAGAGCAAGAACAAGCAAGACUUGAUCUGAAAACUGAAAUCAUCCAUGCCAUACACAAUGCCUCACUAGGCCAUUCGCAAAUCCGUUCCUCUGCCGUGGGUACGACUAUCCCAGAGGAGGCUGGAAAGCGGUCUCUCUCUAUGUUACUUGCAAGUCUCCGCUAUAGUGGAAUGAAUGACAGAGAAGAAAGAAUUUCCGAGGCACAUGAAACAACAUUUCAAUGGCUGCUGAAGGACAGCGACACCAACAAAUGGGUCAGUUUCAAAGACUGGCUUGAGUCAGACGACAAGUUGUACUGGAUCACUGGGAAAGCGGGCAGUGGGAAGUCGACCUUGAUCAAGUAUAUUUGUUAUCCGGUCCGAUCUACACAAGAACCAAACCCUGUCCCUCGAUGUCGCCAAUUCUUGGAAACAUGGAGCAGUGACAAGCACCUCGUGAUUGCGUCCUUCUACUUCUGGAACUCUGGAAUCCAAACACAAAUGACACAGAGAGGCUUGUUAAUGUCACUUCUACACCAAAUUCUUAAUCAAUGCCCGCAACUCGCACCGUCGGCCUGCCCAGACCGAUGGGAGAGCCUCAGCUUGUUUGGCGAAGACCUUCUGGACUGGGACGAUCAAGAACUCCGAGAUAGGUUGUACUGGGUGACUAAGAACAUCAACCAAGUCAAUUCAACCGUCGCCCUGUUCGUGGACGGUCUUGACGAAUUCCAAGGCAAGCCUGAGGAACUAAUCUCGCUCUUCAAAGACAUCGUCGACUACUCAAACAUCAAAUUAUGUGUCGCCAGUCGGCCCUGGGUAGAGUUCCAGGACGCAUUCCAGCACAGCCCGAGUCUCAUGCUUGAGUAUUUGACGUACGACGACAUUAAGAGCUUUGUUACCUCGAAAUUCCACGGUGAACCCAUGUUUGCACAGCUUCAGCGGCGAGAGGAGGAGUUUGCAGACCAGUUGAUAGAGAGCAUCGUUGUCAAGGCUGCCGGGGUAUUCCUUUGGGUCACCUUGGUCGUCUCAUCUCUUAUUGCUGGCAUGAACGCAGGGGAUAGAGUGUCGGACUUCAUGAGGAGACUGGACCAAUUGCCACCGGAUCUCUCCAAGCUCUACGAAAAGAUGCUAUUGAGCCUAGACCACUUCUACCUCGACCAUGCGUCGCAGCUCUUUUCUCUCGUCAGAACCAGCUCUAUGCCCAUGAACGUGGUGCUUGCUUCCUUUGUGGACGAAGACGACCCCUCAUUUGCUCUACGUCAACCAUGUCGUCCUCUUUCGGAAGACGAGACCGUGCUGCGCAUAGACACGAUAAGUCGGCGUAUCAAUAGUCGAUCCAAGGGCCUGCUUGAAGUCAAAGGCCCCCCAUCAACCCCGGGGAGAUUCAAAAUUUCACAAAACCCUUGGAACUACUCCCGAUAUACUGUUCAAUACCUCCACCGGACAGUGAAAGACUAUAUAGAAAGUGACGAGGCCCAGAUGUUCUUGCAGCCUGCAGCAAGGUCGCCCUUUGACCCUCAUCUCAGACUACUGGCCGGUCACAUAGCAUAUAUCAAGCGGCUGGAUCCCGACAAAAUCUCUGCUCAAGAUUUGUGGAGGGAUUACCUCCAGGAAAGUUUGAAGCUCGCGAGUUCGGUUUCUCCUGGUAGCAUCCCUCAGAUGGUGCUUUUACUGGAUGAAAUGGACAAAAUUGGGCGCGAUAUUCUUCGAGCGAUGGCGGCACGGCGGAGGAAAUAUGGGUCCACAGCGAUAUCAAAGUCUAUUUUAUGGGCUUAUCACGAAGCUUCAUUUGAGAGUCUGGAUAGGGGACGCCUUGGCGACUUCAAGCAUACUUUCCUCUCUCUGACAGUAAUCCUUGGAGUAGUGGAGUAUGUUCGAGUCAAAGCCGAAGCUGGGUGCCUCAUUCGACGCCCACAUUUUGACACCACUACUACCGAGAUCUCCUACUGUGGUGAAUGGCCUCUAUUGAUGGAUGCUGUUAUGUAUGGAGCUUCCAGCAUGUAUUACCUUGCCCGGGGUCCCCGGAAAACCGACACAGGGCCGAAUCACAAGAUGAUUCAAUGUUUGCUCGAAAAGUCUGCAGAUCCAAAUUACUUGGUCUCCGCGAUCGCGGGGGAGGAAACCUCGCCCUUGAUCGAAUCAGUGUCACAGUUAAUGUUGUCCGUAUCACAGGUCACUUUCCCCAGCAAACGGUCAGAGAAGGAGCAUUUUUGGAUCGAAUCAACGCGCCUCCUCGCUCGUGCUGGAAGGCUGGACAAAGACACCAUCGAUCACGCUUUGGUGAUGUUCCUGGAGGAAACCGGUUUGAGAUGGCUUCCGUUCCGUUUUCAAACCUUUAUACAGAAGGCCCAUGCCAAAAAACUCCUGCGGAAAUCUCUCCAAACAUUGGUGGAAGGUGGAAACCCCGAUAUCUCAAACGCAAUUGCAAAGAUAGAAAGGCUCACAGAGGAUUCUGAGUUUAUGCGAAGGCCGCGCCACAUAGCUCGAGACAUUUAGUCUGAUAGGCUCUUUCCUAUGGACAUUGGCGGUCUACUGUCUGAUUGUCGGAAGGGCU